Molecule: messenger RNA, 3215 nt
Organism: Sycon ciliatum
Lineage: Eukaryota; Metazoa; Porifera; Calcarea; Leucosolenida; Sycettidae
Product: arylsulfatase B-like
Exons: 15
Coding region: 228-2027 (599 amino acids)
Source: RefSeq, a predicted model, not a curated record
GGUAGUCACUUUUUUUACUUACUUUCAGACUGAACAAUACUAAGCGGAAGCUAGCUGUAGAUCUACUCGCUGCCAACCAGUCUUUGGAUCAUCGACACACCACGGUUUCCAUUCAGAUCAACUCUGCACGUCGCGCCUGGCCUGUCCAAUGCAGGCUAGGCUAUGCCGCAGUAGGCGACGUGUUCGCGAAAUAUUUCGUGUCUUCCGUGAUUAUUGCUCGCGACAAGAUGUCGGUGGAUGUCAUUUUAGCGAAAACUUCGGUAGUCACUGUCGUAGCUGCUUUGAUUCUGGCAGCGUGCUAUCAUUACCGGCAACCGUCUGCACGUCGCGCCUGGCCUGUCCAAUGCAGGCUAGGCUAUGCCGCAGUAGGCGACGUGUUCGCGAAAUAUUUCGUGUCUUCCGUGAUUAUUGCUCGCGACAAGAUGUUGGUGGAUGUCAUUUUAGUGAAAACUUCGGUAGUCGUAGCUGCUUUGAUUCUGGCAGCGUGCUAUCAUUACCGGCAACCGUCUGCUGCAUCACCGAAAGGCUGGGCAGGCGCGGGCGGUGGAGAUGCGGAGACGAUCAGGCACAAGCAGCCGCACAUCCUGUUUAUUGUUGCUGACGACUUGGGGUGGAAUGACGUCGGCUUUCACAACAAGGACAUGCGGACGCCAAAUCUCGACGCGCUGGCGCACUCCGGCGUCAUCCUGAACCGAUCCUACGUGCAGCCGUCCUGCUCGCCCUCUCGUAGUUGUCUGAUGACCGGACGCUAUGCUCACCACACGGGUUUCCAGAAUGUCCUUCAUCAUUGCCAGCCAUACGGGUUGAACUCCAGUAUGCUGACCAUAGCGCAGCGUCUUAAGCAGCUUGGGUACUCAACGCACGCCAUCGGAAAGUGGCAUCUGGGAUAUUGCAAUGAGAAGUUCCUGCCGACGUCGCGCGGGUUUGAUUCAUUUUACGGCUACUAUGGUGGUAGUCAAGACUACUACACACACUUCAAUGGCGACGGUGCCAAAGCAGAGGUAUUCAGUGGUUAUGAUUUUCACCAUGACAUCGGAGAGAAACGCAGCAUAGACCGAGCAGCAGAAGGAGUCUACUCGACUGAAGCGUUUGCCAAGGAAACGAUUAGCAUUGUGAAAAAGCACAGCACGUCUACUCCUCUCUACAUUUAUCUCGCGUUCCAGGCAAUACAUGCUCCACUGCAGGCGCCGCAGCGCUACUGGAAAAUGUUCAAGGACGUGGCCUGGCACAACCGUCGAGCUGUCUCAGCCAUGGCAACUGCAAUGGAUGGCGCCGUUGGUAACAUUGUAAAGGCGCUCAAGAAGCGCGGCAUCUGGGACAACACGCUUGUCGUCUUCACUUCCGACAACGGAGCGCAGGUGCGCUACGGCGGCAGCAACUACCCUCUACGGGGCAACAAGGGAACGGUGUGGGAAGGUGGCACCCGUAGUCCAGGGUUCGUCCACGGCAAGAUGCUUGGAAAAACCAAACACACCCACAAUGGGAUAAUGCACGUGACGGACUGGUACCCGACUCUUGUCUCCGCUGCUGGCGGCCAUCUUGGCGAUUCGGAGGUGGACGGCGUUGACCAAUGGUCGGCAUUGCGGAACAACUUGCCAUCGCCGCGCACUGGCUUCCCAUACCGGCUCGACAGGACCAGGGGCAUUUUCGCCAUCCGAGAGGGCAAGUACAAGUACAUCAGAGGCAAAGAUCCUUCUAAACACCCAGCAAAAAACACGAAAUUGAAUCUCUGGUACCCGGCAGCAGUUGAUGAAGCCACAUUUGUGACGUUCUAUCGUGAGCUCCAUUUUUAUGAAAACAUCACGCAUAAGGUUGAGACCGGUCCCUGGCUCUUUGAUCUUGACGCUGAUCCCCUGGAGAUGAGCAACCUGUACGCCAAGUUGCCAGGAGUGGCUGCGGCGCUGGACAGAAGAGUAGACGAGUACAUGACAAAUUAUGUGGACCCGAUGGGCAUCCACUACAGCCGAGUAGACCCUAAAUGCAACCCAGCGCUACGUAACGGUACGUGGGACGCCGGAUGGUGUUGAAACAGUGGGCCGCAAGACGAGACAAACAUGAUGUCAGUCAAUAGGGUUGGCAGCUGCAAGCAGGGCAGUGCUUCUUGAAAUCGGAUUGCCGCUUCCCAUCCGUCGACGUGUGAGUGAGCACAUGUGAUAUGUGGCCGGGCUUUGGGGGUGGAGGGAAAGUCCCCUGAUCAUACUGUCCUAUGCUGAUAAUGGCAAGGCACCAGACCGGCCUAUACUACAUGCUUGUAGUGGUGAGGCACUUGCAGUCGGCGGGAAUGGGUUUUCCAGCAGUCAGAAGCGUCAAAACCGAAAUUUCGACCUGGUCUUCGACUAUUUCUGCGCACAGAUGCCUCAGCCCCGGAAUAUAAUUAUGUACAAGGCACUCCGUGCUUUGUCGGCUGAGACUCGUGUCACAGUCAAGUCCAAACUCAAGCCAGAGCACCGCAAAGCCACUGACCAUCCUUGUCCUUCAAGCUUGAGAGCAGUGUAGCAGCUCAGCCGCAUGGCGUGCAACAGCAACCGGAAUGAUCCCAUGCACUCUACACUACACACUUGCUGUCAUUUUUUAAAAUUUCAACUGAUGUGUGUGGAGACAAGAAACUAUUUACGGCAAGCAAUAUUAUUGAUUAUGUUUUAUAGCCGCUCUUCCCUCUUCUACCUCUACAAAAACUAUAGUCCAAACUCAAAGUCGGGGUUUGUAUGUUUCUAAGCAUGUCCUUGUGUGACAGAGCAAAGUUGGAGUUUGUAUGUUUCUAAGCAUGUCCUUGUGUGACAGAGCAAAGUUGGAGUUUGUAUGUUUCCUUUGUGACAGAGCAACCAUCAUUAUACCUUUUGAUGUUUUUGUUAAAGUUGUCGUUUUCUGCACAAGUUCAUCAAACCCAAAUAAUUAUGUUUUGGCUAUUUUAUGCGAUUCUCCCGGGAGAAUACAAUGUUGAGUUCUUAAUUCCAUUCCUCUGAGUUUAACUGUACUCAAAACACAAAAUUUUGAUCAACUUUUAUUCUAAUAUUUAUUCAAGUAGAGUCAUUGGUAGCUACAGUGUUUAUUAAAAUAAACUAUCUUUUAAAUUUUAAAAGCUAUCCAUUUGUAUAACGUAUACUUCUCUGCGUGUUUUUUUCUGUGGAUGUGACGUGCUGAUGAAUAUCAAACGCAGAGCGCUUUGAAUCCGUCUGAAUGCCCUAUUUCGCUUUUUCCGAAGCAUGUAUGACAAU